Messenger RNA from Xenopus laevis (African clawed frog), 3795 nucleotides. RefSeq names its product ADAM metallopeptidase domain 28, gene 1 S homeolog (gene adam28.S). Gene Ontology annotation, biological process: proteolysis. Gene Ontology annotation, cellular component: membrane; plasma membrane. The transcript is spliced from 24 exons. The record is from RefSeq and is a predicted model, not a curated record. Gene Ontology annotation, molecular function: metallopeptidase activity; metalloendopeptidase activity. Lineage: Eukaryota; Metazoa; Chordata; Amphibia; Anura; Pipidae. The coding region runs from base 287 to 2623 and encodes 778 amino acids.
GCAGCACUCUGUAUAAACGCCCCACUCGUGUUCAGGUUCAGCUGUAUGUAUAGUAUAUACCUGUAGGGCUCAUACUCACACACACAAAGAGAGUGAGGGCAAAAAACAAAAGUGUUACAUCUGCCUCGAACUUCCGCCUUGGCUGAGAGUUGAGUAACCUGUUUGCUGGUGAGUCAGUCCGCCUAUAAAUCUCUGUGCAGCUUGGCGCCUGUAGAUCAUUCGCGGACAGCAGGAGAUACUACUUGCACAGACGGGGGAGAAACACAACAGUCCCCUGAACAUAGACAUGCUGCUUCCACUGCUGCUCCUCACUGCCGGACUCCUGCUCCCCCACCAGCCUGCAGCCUCUUUCAAGUUAACAUUUGAACCAUAUUAUGAAGUUGUAUUCCCAAAGAAGAUUCAUACUCAGUACAAGAGGGAUGUUCAGGGCAAGUAUCCUGAUAUGCUGCAGUAUGGCCUUCACAUAGGAGGGAAGCACCUGGUCUUACACCUAGAGAAGAAUGAAGACCUGCUGUCUGCAAAUUACACUGAGACUUAUUACCUGCCGGAUGGGACACCAGUAACAACCAGCCCUAAAAUCCAGCAUCACUGCUAUUAUCAAGGAAAUGUGAAGAAUGAUAACAGCUCGCUGCUGAGUCUUAGUACAUGCAGUGGGUUAAGUGGGCUCAUCCAGACAGAAGGCCAAAUGUAUCUAAUUGAGCCUCUGAAGGAAACUGACAGCGAGGCACAUGCUGUGUAUGAGGCCCAGAUGGAGAUACCCAAAACUUGUGGAGUGGACAACACAACGUAUAGAGAGGAAAUUGUUGUCAAGAAAUCUCGUUCCGGCACCUCUGCUGAGCAACAGCAAAUUCUGAAGGCUCAGAAGUACGUCCACUUGUAUGUUGUUGCAGAUAAUUCAAUGUUUGUUAAGUACAACCGCAGUAUCCCUAUAGUCAACACAAGAAUCUAUGAAAUAAUAAAUUUUGUCAAUGUGGUGUAUAAGGCCAUAAACACCUUUGUUGCGCUGACCGGGAUAGAGGUUUGGAAUGUGAGCGAUCAGUUUAAAGUUGUGACGUCAGCCUCUCAGAAUCUGGGUGCUUUCUCAGAUUGGAGGAAGAACGUCCUUCUGCGUAGGAAUCCAAAUGACAACGCUCAGUUUCUGACAAAUACAGAUUUUGAUGGUGCUACAGUUGGACUGGCGUUUGUGGCCACAAUGUGCAGUGAUUCCCAUUCUGCUGGAGUAAUUCAGGAUCACAGCAAACCUUCCAUUGCCGUUGGUGCUACAGUUGCUCAUGAGAUGGGGCACAACUUGGGAAUGAACCAUGAUACCAGCUCUUGUUCUUGCGAUGCCAACUCCUGCAUUAUGGCACCAGCCCUCAGUUAUAACACGCCUCGCUUGUUCAGUAGCUGCAGUUUACAGAACUACCAGGAUUUUCUCUUUAGCCAAAUGCCACAGUGUAUUCUGAUUGUGCCGCUGAAAGAAGAUAUUAUAACACCGGCAGUGUGCGGGAAUAAGUUCACUGAGAUUGGGGAGGAUUGCGAUUGCGGCACAGUGGAGGAAUGCACCAAUCCGUGCUGUGACGCCGCCACUUGCAAACUCGUGCCAACUGCAAAGUGUGCCGAGGGUGAAUGCUGUGAUAACUGUCAGAUUAAGAAACCUGGAGAUGUGUGCAGAGCCGCCAAGGAUGACUGUGACCUGGCAGAUUUGUGUGACGGGAUGUCCCCUGUGUGUCCCUCCGACCGCUUCCGUGUCAAUGGCUUCCCCUGCAAGAAUGGGCAGGGCUACUGCUUUAAUGGGAGGUGUCCAACCCACCAGAGCCAGUGCACAACACUGUGGGGUGCAAGUUCUGUGGUGAGUGAAGACUCCUGCUUCAACGCGAACACAAAAGGGGUUAGCUACGGAUAUUGUACCAUGGCUGGGGCUACCUAUGUUCCCUGCAAACCUAAGGAUAUAAAAUGUGGCAUGCUGUUUUGCUAUGGAGGCAGCACCCAGCCCAGUGUUUAUGCUUCUGUCGCUGAGUUUUCCAGAUGCAGAGCCGUCCUGGCUCCGGCAGGAAUGGUGCAAAAUGGGACAAAAUGUGGAGAUGGAAUGGUCUGCUACAGUGGUAGUUGCACCAGUAUUGAAAGUGCCUACAGGUCAACCAACUGCUCUGAAAAAUGCUCGGGACAUGCGGUUUGUGACCACGAGCUGCAAUGUCAGUGUGAAGAGGGCUGGGCUCCUCCCACUUGUGAGGUCACCUCCCCAACAAAUAUUGUUAUUAUCAUCGUCGUGAUCAUUAUUGCUCUUGCCCUUGUCAUUGGACUUGUGCUUCUGGUAAUAUUCUGCAGGAGAAAGGGGAAGAAGCAGAGUACCAGCAGCUUUCCAGAAACUGUUGACGGUUCAACAAAUCCAUCGUUUCGUAACCGCCCCCCAGCUCAAAUGCAGCAUUUCCCCCAAGUACCUAAACCAGAGCCGGCUACAGACAAGACUUGGCCAUCCAGCCGAGUUGGUUACCAGGCGCCUCAGUAUUCUGUGACUACAGCAUCUCCUCAACCUGAACCAAAACUAAAGAAACCAACUGUCGCUCCACCCCCUAUACCUUCUGCUAAACCAGCGCCUCCUUCUGCACCACCAAAGGCGCUGAAGCCCCCGGUGAGGAGUUAAGAUGGACAAUGCCACAAAAGAGAUUGUGGGUAUUAACCUGUGUGACUACUGCUCAGCAGUUUAGACCAUGAAGAGUCUGCCUGCACCUCUCUAGCUGUUGCUAGGUCACUGAACAUCUCUGAACACUGUUUUGGGAGUACUGGUACUGUGGUGUGAGCCUGUAAGGACAUAGAGAAGGAUUGUGCUUUUAUUUGUUUUACUAUUUGGUGUUGGGUAAGAAUCUUUGUAUCUGAGACGCUCAGAUCUUGACUGAUCUAAAGUUUAUAUACGUCAUUGUCAGGUGCCGCCAUUUCUGUUGCUGCUGUGGCCUCCUCCCAUGUGACUGGGUGAGGAACCAAAAUCCCCCUGUUAUCUUAAAUGUUUCUCUCCCCCUGUAUAUAUUUUAAAUGAUCUUUGUGUGAUAUUCUGAUAUUGUCUUUUUAAUUUUUAAUUCUAAUACUGUAUAUUUACUUUAUACUGCUGAAUGAAUACACUUAGGGUAAUGGAAUGUUUUGAUCGCAGAGAAAGGAAGCAGUCAAAACACCCCAUCCAUAUUGAAUAUUAAUAGUGGUGACAGGUGGAAAGAGGUAUUUAGUUGGCCUUUAACCACCAAUGUUUUCCACUGGAUGGCAGCAGCAGACCAUAGAUGUGCACUCAGAAUCUUUGAAAGCAGUGCACCUUGGGAGAAAAUUGUCAUUCUGUUGCUCAAGGGACCACAGUAGAGCAUGAGUCACUACAUGUCCACCUAUCUCUUUCGUGCAGAAAGGAAUUCUCAGGGCAUUAUGGGUAUCUGCCAUUCCUUAUUGUCUCUUUUUCUAUGGUUCUAGAAAGAGAACAAUUUCCUUCCACUUUCUGUACUGUAAAUACAUAUGUAAAUAGUUUAUGUCAAUAGAGGAUAGUGUAGGGAAGUGUGAGAAUGAGCAAGAGCUGGGUAUUGAGGGGCGUGCGUGAGCUAUUUAUUGUUGUGUGCCAUGUGGUUAGUCCCUUACAAUCCUGUUGUUUGUCAGCCCAUUAGUUCCAAUUUUAGUACCAGUUUGAUUCACUGUACAUCCAGUGCCAACGACUGCAGAAAUCAGAUUUUAUCAGAUAUUUUUAUUACAUAUGCACCUUUAUGAAAAAGGCUCCUUUUACUGUUUUGUAAAACUUUGUAUAUUUUAUACACUGUAACUUUCAAUAAACUCUCGUUUUAUCAA